This is a messenger RNA of Mus musculus (house mouse), 12237 nucleotides long. It is a transcript of the gene Cep70, whose product is annotated as centrosomal protein 70. Gene Ontology annotation, biological process: regulation of microtubule cytoskeleton organization; cilium assembly. The record is from RefSeq and is a predicted model, not a curated record. The coding region runs from base 390 to 2240 and encodes 616 amino acids. Gene Ontology annotation, cellular component: centrosome. Gene Ontology annotation, molecular function: gamma-tubulin binding. Lineage: Eukaryota; Metazoa; Chordata; Mammalia; Rodentia; Muridae. The transcript is spliced from 19 exons.
CUGAGCGACUAUCAGGCGGAGCGUCCAGGAAGUGUCAAAGCGCCUGCUACAAAGUAGCCGCAGCAAGUCCGGGUCCGGUGGGAGUGGAGGCGGGAAGAAGCCCCGCCCCGUGGGCGGAGCUAACGAUAGAGCGCGGCGUGGACCCGCCUUCCCGGCGCGCCAGGUGGUGUUGUCCCGCCCCGCUGGGAGGCCAUCGACUGCGUCAGUUCGAUUGGUCAGCCUGGCUGCGCUAACGGUCGCGUAGGCGGGGCUUAGGCCGCGGGGGCGAGCGCGGUGGAAGCCACGGGCUGUGACCGAGAUCAAGAUCCACUUCCGGACAUGAGACUCAUUGGGUGAUCAUUUUAUUGAGAUUAACUUGAACGACAGGUGUAAACAACAAAGGAAUCACUAUGACUGAGGGAAGUCAAAUAUUUUUAUUGCCGAUCUCUACUUCAGAUUCUACAAAAGAACCGCUGUCUCCAGUAGCCUCUAAAGCCCAGGAUCCUAGCCUUUUAUCAAACAGACUCAUGAUUGAAAAACAGCAGGAGGAAGCAGAAUGGGAAAGCAUCAAUGGGCUAUUGAUGACACAUGGCUUCAAACCUUUAUGUCUAGUCAAAGGAGCAGAUCUCAGAGAUUUCAUUGUUUUUGACAAACAAUCAUCACAAAAAAUGAGGCAGAUUUUGAAAACGUUGAUGGAAGAAACAACACGUCAGCAGAGCAUGAUACGGGAGCUCAUAGAGACCAACCAGCAACUGAAAAGUGAACUUCAGCUAGAACAGAACCGAGCGGCACACCAGGAACAGCGAGCCAAUGACCUGCAGCAGAUUAUGGACAGUGUGAAAUCCAAAAUUGGUGAAUUGGAAGAUGAAUCCCUAAACAGGGUUUGCCAGCAACAAAAUAGAAUAAAAGACCUUCAAAAGGAAUAUAAAAUGUUACAGAUGAAAUGCCAGCAAUAUAAGAAAAACCGAAUGGAGCAAGAGGGGACCAUUGCUUCUUUGCAAAAGGAGAUCCACAGACUUGCCAAAGAGGAGGAAGAGCGCAUCCUCACUCAGAACAGAGUGUUUGCCCAUCUCUGCAGAAGAGUCCCUCACUCAGUCUUGGAUAAACAAUUGCUGUGUCUAAUUGAUUACUAUGAAUGUAAACUUAGAAAACUUCAUAUACAAAGGCAGUUUGAGGAAGACAGUCAGUCAGAAGAAAAAGACUUCACAAACCUGGGUGCCUCACCAAAUUAUAAAGGCGUUCUGAUGUCGUUACAGAAGCAACUCAAGGAAUCCAAAUCCAGGAUCGACGUGCUGGUAGGUGAGAAGCUGAGCCUCCAGAAAGAUCUGGAAAACAGGCCCACAGAACAUGAAUUAAGACUUUAUAAACAACAAGUGAAGAAACUGGAAAAAACCCUGAAGAAAAACAUAAAAUUACAAGAUCUUAUUGGUCAAAAAAAGUCUGAUGACACGGAGAAAAAAGAUGAGCCCAGCAAAGACAGCCAUCAGCAGGCUCUCAUUGAGCAGAGCUACUUUCAGGUGCUGUGCAGCAUCAAUUCAAUUGUUCACAACCCACGAGCUCCAGUGAUUAUUUAUAAACAGAGCAAAGGAAGAGCCCCAAACGGCAAUAAAGAUAUUGGUCAAGAUUGUGGAUUUGAACAUCUUGUUCCUAUAAUAGAAAUGUGGGUAGAUGAACUGACAUCCUUAAAGGAUUUGUAUAAGUCCUUGAAAAUACUGUCUGCAGAACUGGUGCCUUGGCAUAGCUUAAAGAAACUGGAUGAAAAGGAAGGUGUCAAAGUCGGAGAUCUGUUGUUUAUGGUGGAUACCAUGUUGGAAGAAGUUGAAAACCAGAAAGAGACCAGCAGCACGCCGAACUCUCAAACUUUGCAAGCUAUCGUUUCUCACUUCCAAAAGCUAUUUGAUGUGCAGUCUUUAAAUGGAGUCUUUCCCCGGAUGAAUGAAGUGUACACCAGGCUUGGAGAAAUGAACAACGCUGUAAGGAACCUUCAGGAGCUCUUAGAAUUAGACAGUUCAUCAUCAUUGUGUGUGGUGGUCAGCACAGUUGGUAAACUGUGUGAGAUAAUUAACAAGGAUGUGAGUGAGCAGGUUAAACAAGUGUUAGGACCUGAGGAUCUACAAAGUAUUAUCAAGAAAUUGGAAGAGCAUGAGGAAUUUUUCCCAGCGUUUCAAGCUUUUGCUAAUGAUCUUCUUGAAAUCUUAGAGAUUGAUGACCUGGAUGCCAUCGUACCUGCAGUAAAGAAAUUAAAGAUCCUUUCAUACUGAAAACAAACCAGGCUGACUCCCUUGGGCGUUAUCCUCCCUGCACGUCACUGAAGAGGCCUGUUCUUACUGCUGUCUACUGGAUCUCUAGUCUCAGUAUUCAGUCUGAUGGCGGGGGCAGUGUCCUGCAUCACACCCAUGACUACAAGCUACUUUAGGCUACCCCAUAUGCUUCUUUUUAAAAUGCCACUCUUACUGGUUGAUAUAUAGAUUAUUUUAAGUAUUUCCAGGAGGCCAGCAUAGUGGUAUGGCGAGUGCCAGUGAACAGGGAUUCAGACUCCUAGGAGUUGUGACUUGGACAACAUAAAAUAAUAUCUUAGGUUCCUUCUUACUUUAUAGUCCUUUGCUUUGUCACCCUGUAGUUAAAUUUCUAAAUAGUAACCCAGUGGUUUUCGACCUUCCUAACGCUGUGACCCUUUAGUUCACUUCCUCAUGCUGUGGUGAACCCAACCAUGAAAUUGUUUUCAUUGCUAUUUCACAACUGUAAUCUUGCUACUCUUAUGAAUUGUAAUGUAAAUAUUUGUGUUUCUGAUAAUCUUAGGUGACCCCUGUGAAAGGGUCAUUCAAGCCCCCAAAGGGGUUGUGACCCAUAGAUUGAGAAACUGCUAUAACUAACCCAUAACCUGUAGAAUGUUUUGAUGAAGUUGUUUUAAAAAACAUUUGGUUAUUUAUUCUGAAUUGAUUGAAUUACUCUCAAGAAAAUUUUGUGAGGAUUGGAAGUCUUUCUAAAACUUUGGAUAUGGUUUAAUUUUAUUAAUUUUAAGUGUGUGUGUGUGUGUCUGUGCAUGCACAUCAUGUGUGAUUGCAGGUACCCAUGGAGUCCAGAAAAGGGUGCUGGAUUCCCGGAGCUGGAGUUACCUGCAGCUGUGACCGACCCAAUGUGGGUACUGAACUGAACUGAACUCUGGUUCUCUGCAAGAGCACUGGGCACUCAUAACCACUGAGUAGCUCACUGGCCCAAAGGUUGGAAGUCUUGACAAUGUGCAGUGUGUGUGUGUGUGUGUGUGUGUGUGUGUGUGUGUGUACAUGCACGUGUUUAAGAUGGGUUGUCCCAUAUUCCAGGUUGGCUUUUGAACUCACUAUUGCCAAAGCUAACUUUGAACUCUGCACCACCCUCAAGUGAUAAUAUUAGAGGCGUAUGCCCCCACAUCUGGCCUUAACAAUAUUUGAGAAAAAAAGAAAUGCAACUAAAAGAUUAUAAUAGGGGUUAGAGAGAAGGCUCAGCAGUUAAGAAUGUUCAUUCUUGCAGAGCGUCCUACUUCAGUGUCUAUGUGAGUUCCCAUGUUGGGUGACUCUCAACUGCCUGUACCUCCAGCUCUAAGGAGAUCCAGUGCCUCCUACCUCAGGCCUCUAUAGGCACCUGUACUCACAUAAUAAGAUCUCUUAGAGAUUUUAUUAACCUAAAUUUUAGCAGUAAGUUUUAAUCUCAUAGCUAACUCUUAGUUUAAGACAGAUUUCAAAUCCUUUUCCAGAGGACAAGAGUGUUUUAGAAAUGCCUCAAGGGCGAUUCAAGACUGUCACACUGAUAGAAAUCGUUUUUAGACUCUGUUUGUUUGUUUGUUUUUGUUUUUCGAGACAGGGUUUCUCCGUAUAGCCCUGGCUGUCCUGGAACUCACUUUGUAGGCCAGGCUGGCCUCGAACUCAGAAAUCCGCCUGCCUCUGCCUCCCAAGUGCUGGGAUUAAAGGCGUGCACCACCACUGCCCAGCUAGUUUUUAGACUCUUGCUGAUAGAAGACGUGAUAUGUCUACUUUUAUCUAAUUUUAGUUGUUUAAAACUAUAAAAGUCCUGCAGUUUCUGACUUAUGUAUAGAACUAUGUAAAUCUAAGCAUUUGAAAACACCUUUGAAAAAAUUUUUUGAUGUAUAAUUAAUAUAAAAAUAUGCAUGAAGUGUAAAAUUUAACAAGUUCUGGUGCAUAUCUAUGUUUGCAGUGCUGUGUGGUUUGAAUUGAGAAUGUCUGCCAUAGGCUUAGCUAUUUGAACACUUGACACUCUCCACCCCUGCCCACAUUGGUGUAGCUGGGGAGGCUAUGGAGCCUUUGGGAGGUAGAACCUUACUGCAGGAAGUACAUCACUAGCAGGCUUGGAGUAUUUAUAAUCAUUCUCUCUGCUUGUGUUUGUGUUUUAUGAUAUGAGCUCACAACAGCCUGCUUUCUGCCUCCAUGCCUGCUGCUUGCUGCUGGGCUUCUCCACCGUGAGGACUCUGCUGGAACUGUAAGCCCAAAUAAACUUUCUCUAUAGGUUGCCUUGGUUAUGGGUUUUAUCACAGCAACAGAAUAUGCUAUUUUGCUCUGGAGACUUUAGAUUUGUUCAGACUUUAUGAUUUUAAAUUAAUUUUAAUAUAUUUCAUAUAUUUUAAAACUUGGUACAUUUUGCUAUUGUGUUGUUGAUACCUAUAUUCCUGCUAUUUUUUGUCUACUUGAUUUGUCAGUUUCCAGGAGAUACUAAAAUCUAUAUAAGUUUGCUGAAUUUUAUUCUAUUUAUUUUGAGCCUAUUUUCUAAGCACAUAUAAAUCUAAUUUAUGUAUUAUCUUAAUAUCCUUCUUUAUUGCUACUCAUGUUCACUGUCUUGAAUGUAAUUUUGUUUUUCAUUAUAUUAUUAUUAUUAUUAUCAUCAUCAUCAUUAUUAUUAUUACAGUUUUGUUUGAGGCAGGACAUUACUAUGUAGCCCUGACUGUUUACAACUCAUAGAGAUCCACCUGCAGCUGUCUCUUGAGAGCUGGGAUUAAAGGCAUGCACUACCCUUCCUGGUUUUGUUCAUUUUUUUUUCUUUUUUGGUUUUUUCGAGACAGGGUUUCUCUGUGUAGCCCUGGCUGUCCUGGAACUCACUUUGUAGACCAGGCUGGCCUUGAACUCAGAAAUCCGCCUGCCUCUGCCUCCGAGUGCUGGGAUUAAAGGUGUGCACCACCAUGCCCGGCAGCUUUUUUCAUUUUUAAAUUACUUUUAAGUUUGUGUUAUGUAUAUGUGUGUGUGCACACACAUGUGCCACAACUCGCUGUAGUCAGUUCUCUCCAUCCCCUGUGUGGGUUCUGGGGACUGAACUCAGCCAUUAACCAACUGAGCCAUCUUGCUGCCUGAUUUUAUCUUAAUAGCAACUAUUUAUUUUAUUGUACUAACUUGUAAAGUGUGUGUAAAUUAUAAAUACCAGGUGUAAUUAAAUGGUUAUAAAGUACACACCCAUGUAACAACCAAGCUGUACUCCAGCCCAGGUGUGGCUGUCUCAUACUCCUAAGCUCCCAGAGGUCACUAGCAUCCUUUUAUGUCAGUCACUUCCUCUGAUUUCAUGAGCAUGCCUGAACCAAUAUAUUUGCCUGUUUUAUAAAAAAAUAUAAUUGCAGUCUCCCUUUCGUUCAGUGUUGUGGUUGAGCUAUACAUCCGUGUAUGCUCAGUCUAGGCCAUUUGUCGUCAUUGCCGUGGAGUGUUGUCCCCUUGCUGUGUUUUCCAGAUUGUGGCUGUGGUAAACUGUGCUGCUGUCGGCAUAUAUCCCAUACAGGUGUGCAAGGCUUCUAGCAUAUGUAUCCCAAACCAAAACUGCUAGACCUCAGAGGCAAUUGCGUCUGUGUACAUAGAAAGCAAACCAGUGUCUGCUCUACACAGCUCCACGAUCAGGACUGCAUGCUUGCUCAUUCUGUCUGCUUGUUCUUGUCAGUGUGAAGAGGGGAACCCCCUGAACUGGAUGAAUCAAUGAGAUACAUGCAGUUUUAAAGGAGAGGUAUAUAUGCUGUUUGCUUUAAAAGCCAAUGGUAAGACAAAGGCGUACAUACUCAGAGAAACACCUAGUGCCUUUGCCAUAAGGGAACUUGCUGUUUAUCCUAGGCCCAGGCCCUAUGCCUUUCAGACUAACCAGCCUCCUCCUCUUUCUUGUCAUCAGAAAACAAGAUUCUGUUUCUGAGUGCUGAGAGGGAGGGAGUGGCUGGGGAGCUUCCUGUGAGUAGUGAGUGAAUGGUUUACGUUUUUAAAUUCCCUUGAAAAAAUAGUUGAGACAAAUCAAGUACUGUACUGUGUGACCCAGCCCUGUUGACUCACCCCGGCCCUCUUCUGAGAAGAGCGAGCAGGGAUGCCGGCCAUGGAGAAGGGCCUCCUCACACUUCCACAGUGAUGAUCUGGCUUCUUUCGUGUACUGUGUUGGCCUUGGAGGCUGCAGUGACCCCAGAGCCAGGCUGAAGGACAGCACAGAAGUUCCCAGUGGACAUCUGGCCAGGGGCUAAUUGAAGAAUGGGGCUCAAGAAAUCCUGAAGAUCAGCAGGAGAGACAUCUGGGAUGGCUCUCUUUGGAUCACUGGUCCCCAGUAACCCAGGACCAAAUGUGAUGUAAUAUGGAACUCUGGGUAUCCUGGGAGAUUCUCAUGCUGUCAUCUAUCCCACUCUGAUGUCAUAGACCUUCCCACCAUCAGUACACAGUAGGUGAUCUUGAGGCCUAACAUGGUUUACUACCUCCGAGUCCCCUGCCCCAUUAGGGUACAGUCUAUUAGGCUUAGCACAGUGUCCAGCACUCUUAAGUGCCUGGUGCGUUUCAAACCUCCAAAGCUUUCCUUGAUACCAGCUAUGUAUCACAGAAGUCACGGCCGCCUUGAGUUCCUCUUACACCUCGAUUCAUUCACUGACCAUUCCAGCACAUUCUCUACCAUUCAUUUCAUCUCAUAGACUUUCUGCCUUUUAGGCAGCUGUCAGUGUCCCUAAGCUGCCCACAAAACCCUUAGAAGCUCCGAGGUCCAGGAUGAGUUUUACCAUCACUUGUCACUGCCAGCUGCCGAUAGGCCUCCUUUAGUUUGGUGUUUGGUGCGAUAGCUUCAGUCCCCAGCACAGGAAGAGCGUUCAUCCUCAGGAACCCCAGCCAUGAUCAAGAAUGAAACCAUUUAGUCUUCUAGUGGGCUAGCAAGAGCACCCCUAGCUUAUAUGUGCAUCACCCUGCUGAUCAGUCUUCUACUUGAUCCAAAGCAACUUCAGCCAACCACACUGAACUCAUAGCUCGCUGUCUCUCUGCAGAGUUAAGCAAUGUUGCAGGGCUUAAGAGUCCAGCCUAACUAGUCAAUCCAUCCCACCAGAAACCACCAACUGAACUAUAGACAACCCCAAAAAGAGAAUCAGAGGCAGGAGCAGAAAAGUACCCACUGCCUAAGAAAAUGGGUGAGUAGCCUUGCCCCGUAGUAAGUUAUUGUUCAGAAGCUGGAAUAUCAUGUAGGUCCAGCUGCUCAGGUGCCAUGUCCUAGACCCUUACUGACAGUCAGAAAAAGCCUUCCAGCGCCAUGCAUACGCACGUACCUAAUGUGAUCACCUGACACCUCUCUGUCCAUGUUGACACAGUUCCUCGUGUUUCCCACAUCCCAAGGCCUCUGCCCUUAGCCGCCUGAUUUGGUUUUCAGCCUAGCUGGGGUCAAGCCAGAACCUAAGAUGUCCAUGUCUUUACUCCUGUGUAUCCUUGGAUGGAAAGUGGCAACUCUGUUCUCUGAAGCCGUUUCUACUAGACGUGAAAAUACAAUCAUGGGAGUUCCAGAAGUACCUCCAGCUCUUCAUCUUCCCACGGGCUUGAGCAACAUGAGGGCAAACAUAGCUGGAAGAGCUUCUCAGAAGGAAGGCUUUCAGGGUUCCACGGCAGCAAUAAACAGAUGGAGUGGAAAUUAAAAAAAAAAAAAGUGUUCCCAUCCUCCUGGUACUCAGCGUCAUUCUCUUAAGAGAUUCCGGUCUACUCCUGACUCUUCUGCUGAUCAUGCCUCUCUCUGAACUGCAUUCUCACCUCUGUGAAUCUUGGACUGCUUGGAGGCCAUGACUUGGUCCUGUGUGGUCUGUAUGUACUUACGACCAGAGUGCCAUUUGAGGCAGCAAGUCCCAUUAGUCCUGAAAUGAAAGCCCUAAUGUGCCUAUUUCUAGAAGGGUGUUUGUACUGGGUGGUUCUGUGUCAACUUGACCCAAGUAGAGUCAACAGAGAGGAAGGAGCCUCAGGUGAGGAAAUGCCUCCUUGAGAUCUAGCUGUAAGGCAUUUUCUCAAUUAGUGGUCAGUGCGGGAGGGCCCAGCUCAUUGUGGGCGUUGCCAUCCACCGACUGGUGGUCCUGGGAGCAAACCAGUAAGCGGCAGCCUCCAGGUCCCUGCCCCUUUUGAGUUCCUGUCCUGACUUUCUUCAGUGAUGAUCAGCAGUAUGGAAGUGGAAGCCGAAUAAACCCUUUUCCCCUCAGCUGGCUUUUGGCCAUGGUGUUUCAUCACAGCAGUAGAAACUCUUCUUUUUGUAGCUUUUAUGUCACUGAUAUAAGUUUGGAUGUUGAAUAGAUUUGGUUAACCCUAACGUGUCCUGUCCUUGAGCCUGAGGCCAGGGGGAAUGUAAGCAGAUCCCUUGGCUCUGCCUGCCUUCACUUAGAAAUUACCUUUGCAAUUCUGAUUUCAUUUCCUAAUUGCUCAGAGCUACAAUUGAUUUUAAAAUCUACUUCUACUCAGCAGUCUUGCUAAAAAGCAUUCUGGUCAAUUCACAUGCCUUACCUUUAGAUUAUUUUAGAUUUGCAUGUAUGACAUCCUCUGCAUUUGUGUACAAGUUUUCUAGACGAUAUAUAUAUCGUCUAGAAAAUAUAUUCAAAAUGAAAGUGUCCAGUUUUAAGGGGAAGGUGCUGUGUGAUAUCACGUGACUACUACAUACUGUGCAGCUUGGGCAAUACUGAUUAUUUGGCUAACGAUGUGAAUGGAGAAUUGUCAGUGAUUUUUGAGGUAGGAACAUUAACUAUAAAAGUGGUUGGUUUUAGACACUCUUGCUUCUUUUUUGCCCCACAACAUGGGCUGCGAUGUGGGGUUGAGUAGAAGCAGUCUCUUCUUACCAUGUUUGCUACCAUUCAUAUAAACUGAGUUGAAUGUGUUCUUGGGUAUAUCCUUUUCAUCGUAUUGUCUUUUAAGUGGUCCUCUUUGAAGCAAUGUACAUUGCUGUGCUUUAUUUCAAACUAUUAGUUGCUAUUCUAGAUUUUUCAAUAUGCUUUAUUGUGUUAUGAAUGAGGUCUUUUGACCAUCCUCUUUGUAUUUUGUAUUGUUUUUCUUUAUACUCCUAUCUCCUCAUUGGGAAAUGGUUCAUUUUUCUUUAUAAUGUCUUCUCCACUACUGACUUGAAAGUUUCAUACUUCAGUUGUCUUUUUUUGUUGAUUUUGCUGAUCGUCAUAAAAUUCUGUAUAUAUACUUUCUCACCCAGUAGGCAGAAGCCACACUGUUUCUUGAAAGAUUAAUAUAAGAAUUUCUAACUAAUAAAAGGUGGUUGACCACUAAAAGGGAAGUGGCGAAGAAGACUCUCACAGGUCCUUGCUGUAACUUGAGAAAAUGUAUACUACCUCCAAGAGCUAAGGGGCAGCAGGCAAGAAAUGAGCUUAGAAACAUAGCUAAGCACCUGUGCUGUGCUGAAUCGGACCUCAGGUGCUGGCACAGGAAUCCUCAGUCCACUUAGCUGAGCAACUUAAGAUGGUGGACUGUUGCUAACACAGACGGCCAGGGCUGUGCUGGCAGAGCCUGAGAGUGUAAGUUACUAUGAACUGCCCUUAAACCAUUCGGCUAAAGAGACUGCUCAUCAGAAGAAAAGCUGUCAUCUUUCUCCUCGCAGUAGCCCUCCAUCGUCCUCUGUUGUCAAAGCCCGAAUCAAUCCUACUUCAGAGCUGCGAUCUGCAGCUUAAGGUACAAGUAACUGACCUUCCUCGUGUUGAGAGCUCAUGCUCUCAGGCUCUGCUACCACAGCCAUGGCCCUCCAGGUCAUUCCAUAUAUCCAUGCAGAUGUGUGUUUUUAAGAUGCAUUUCUGAUUGUACACAUGGGGGCAGGUGUGUGCAUCUGUGCGUGCAGGCGCUCAUGGAGAUCAUCUGUAGCAGUGGCUCUCAACUUCCUCACGCUGUGACCCUUUACUACAGUUCCUCAUGUGCUAACCCCCAACCACAAAGUUAUGUUUGUUGCUACUUCAUACUUAUAAUUUUGCUAUGAAUUGUAAUGCAAAUAUCUGUGUUCUGGUAGUUUUAAGUGACCCCUGUGAAACUUUGAGGCUCGUUGGACCUCAGAGGGGGUCAAGACCCACUGGCUGAGAACUGCUGCUCUAGAGCUGAUAGGUGGUUGCAAGCCACUCAUCAUGGGCUCUGACUGCUGAGCCAUCUCUGCAGGCCUAGUUUUAUAUUUUUGUUUUUCUUUUUCUUUUUGAGACAAGAUUUCUCUGUGUAGCCCUGGCUAUCCCAGAACUUGCUUUGUAGACUAGUCUGUCUUUAAACUCAAGAGAUCUGUCAGCGUCUGUCUCCCAAGUUCUGGGAUUAAAAGUGUAUGCUAUCAUGCCUGGCUAUAUUGAAGUUUUGUUUCUGGUUUUUUGUUUUUCCCAUGAAGACUUGAAUACUUUUAAGAUGUCAGCCUAAUUUUCUUGUUUUUCUUCUUGCUGAUACCCCCCUACGUGUCAUAAGUGUGAGCUUUAAGGCUCUGCAGGGUUCCAGGUUCAAGACCAGUUUUGUAGUUUGGGUGUAUUAUUAUACCAGCUUGACUAUGUAUACUGUCAGGCCCUACACUCCAAUAGCAGAGAGUUGCUGUUCUCUAUGCUACUGCUAAGUGGUCCUUGUCCUUACGUGAUACCCGUCCUCAGGUGUAUGCUAACAAUUUGGUCUCCAUGCUGUAACCUCCUUUAACUCCUGUACGCUGCUCUAGGCUUUGUCUUUAUAUCAGCACUAGAAACUUCACCUGGGAUACUUUUACAUUGACCAUGUUCGUUGUUUAACUAGGUGUAAUUGCUUGAAUGAGAAUGUUCCGCAUAGCCUUAGCUAUUUAAAGGCUUGGUCACCACUUGGUGGCCUUGUUAAAGGAAGUGCUUCCCUGGGAUCCAGAUUUGAAAGCUUAAGGCCUCACCCUACUUGUCAUUCGUGGUUUGUGCUUUCAGCAUAAGAUGUGAACUCUUAGCCUCCUGUUCCUGCCACCAUACCUGCUCCCUGCAGCCAUGCUGCACCCUGUCAUUGUGGAACUCUCUAGAACCAUUUGGUAAAGUGAAUUCUGAAAGGUGCUUUGGCUGUGAUGUUGUGUUUCAGCAACAGAGGGGUAAUAUAUGCAUUCUUUAUGUGUUUUGGGGAGUGGCAGGUUUUCCCAUCUGCCACCAUCAAUUCUAGGGUGGCUAAUAAUUAUGUGAUACAGCCCUUUCUCUUUGUGGCUCCACUUUCAUGAUACUCGUCUAUGCAGGGAAAAACUACAGUGUCAUCAUUAGGUGAGGUGGGUGUCAACUGCCAAAUUUUAUUGUGAGAUUUUAAGAUAGAAAUGUCAGGCUGAGGAAUUGUUUGCUCAGUCAAAAAGUAUGUGUCUUGCAAAUACUUUUGAGUUUGAGUCCCAGAACUUAAAUAUAAAAAGUAGGUAUGGUGAUGGUGCAUCUUGUAUUCCCCAGACUGGGGAAGCUGGAGAUUUGGAUGCCUAGGAUUCACUGGCCAGCCAGUCUAGCUAUUUGACAAGUUCCUGGCCAGUGAGAGGUCCUAGCACAAAGAAAAAAAGGGAAGGGGAUCCUUCAGUCUCUUUCUCUCUCCACACACAAAUAGAAAUAUACACACAAGUAGAAAUAUUUACAAAACUUUUAUUAUGCAUCAAGUAGUCUGUGGUUCAAUUGGGAUAUAGUCUAAAACAUUUAUCAAAGUAGUGUAGUUGCUUAGUAUGUAACCAAGUACAGAGCUUGUAAACAUUAAAAAACUAAUGUUACAACACUAAGAAUUGUUUUUUGUUUUUGUUUUUGUUUUGGAAACAGGGUUUCUCUAUGUAGCCUGUCCCAGAAGUUCCUCUGUAGACCAGGCUGGCCUCGGACUCAGAGAUCCACCUGCCUACACUGAGAAUUGUUAAAAUGGACGGUGCUACACAGGAAGAGACCAUUCCAGUAUGGACUGGCCAUUGGAAAGGACGGCACAGUAUCUGGACUGUUCUGUGUCCUCAGGAUGCUGCGGAAUGAACACACAUCUGCGCAAGAAUACAGUAGCAGAAACCACAUCUCACACUUGAUAGGGGAGUUGGAACUAUGAAUAUUACAGUCUAUAAUAAAUAACACAUAACCUA